CUUUCAUUCUUGUAAUCCGUCUGCGUAGGGUGUGCUCCGGAGCUAGCCUCGGCACACAUUUUAUUAUUAUGAAACAAACCAAAAGCUAGUGACCACCCGCAGACAUAUUUUUAUAAGAAAACCUUAAAUCGGUGAAGCAGGAUUCGAUUUGCCAACGAAGCAACGCGAAGAAGACGCUACCUUCGGAAAAAAAGGAACGAAAGACGGAACGGUGUUAGCAGGCUAGGCUAAUAGCGUCAUUGUUGAGAGCGCUGAUAAUUAACGUUAGCCUUAUUGCUUUUCUCAUUUAAACAAGUUUAACUUCCUGGCAUUGUAAUUGUCACGGUUUAUGUUUGAUUUUGUCGAUAGUGUAACACUCUGUUGUUUUGAAGGAGCUGAUAUUCUUAAAUUUGAUCAUUUAAGGCCACGUCGAGUAGGCCGCGCUCCGACAUCUUGCUGUUCGUGCUACAUAGCCCACGUUAUUAGCAGUUAGCCUUAUCGUGGCUCUGGUCUUUAGAGUUUGCCAAAUUAAGAGAACGGAACGCUCUUUAAAAUCACCUGAAAGCCACCUUUCUGCAUUGAAAUUAAACAUUUAUCGGAUUGAUUGAAAACAAACCGACAUGAAUCCCAGCGCGCCUAGCUACCCCAUGGCCUCCCUCUACGUGGGGGACCUGCAUCCAGACGUUACCGAGGCCAUGCUUUACGAGAAGUUCAGCCCAGCCGGACCCAUCCUCUCCAUCAGGGUGUGCAGAGAUAUGAUCACCCGCCGCUCUCUGGGAUAUGCAUACGUUAACUUCCAACAGCCCGCCGAUGCUGAACGAGCUUUGGACACGAUGAACUUCGAUGUAAUUAAGGGCAGACCUCUCCGCAUCAUGUGGUCUCAGCGUGACCCCUCAUUGAGGAAGAGCGGGGUGGGAAACAUCUUCAUCAAAAACCUGGACAAGUCUAUUGACAACAAGGCCCUUUACGACACCUUCUCUGCGUUUGGAAACAUCCUGUCCUGCAAGGUGGUUUGUGAUGAAAAUGGCUCAAAGGGUUACGGUUUUGUGCACUUUGAGACCCACGAGGCAGCUGAGCGUGCCAUUGAGAAAAUGAACGGCAUGUUGCUCAAUGACAGAAAAGUGUUUGUCGGCCGCUUCAAGUCACGCAAAGAGAGGGAGGCUGAGCUUGGGGCACGAGCCCGAGAGUUUACCAAUGUUUACAUCAAAAACUUUGGGGAAGACAUGGAUGACGAGAAGCUGAAGGAGUUAUUUAGCAAAUAUGGUCCUGCUCUCAGUAUCAGGGUGAUGACAGACGAGAGCGGCAAAUCCAAGGGAUUUGGUUUCGUCAGCUUCGAGAGGCACGAAGACGCACAGAAGGCUGUAGAUGACAUGAACGGCAAAGAGCUGAAUGGCCGACAGGUGUACGUGGGCCGCGCUCAGAAGAAGGGGGAGCGUCAGAAUGAGCUCAAACGUAAAUUUGAGCAGAUGAAACAAGAUCGCAUGACCAGAUAUCAGGGUGUCAAUCUGUAUGUUAAAAACCUGGACGACGGCCUGGAUGAUGAGCGUCUGCGCAAAGAGUUCUCUCCAUUCGGAACCAUCACAAGUGCAAAGGUGAUGAUGGAGGGCGGCCGCAGUAAAGGCUUUGGCUUCGUGUGCUUCUCUUCCCCAGAAGAGGCGACUAAAGCUGUGACGGAGAUGAAUGGGCGCAUUGUGGCCACAAAGCCGCUAUAUGUUGCUCUUGCUCAGCGAAAGGAAGAGCGUCAGGCCCAUUUAACCAACCAGUAUAUGCAGAGGAUGGCCACGGUUCGCGCUGUGCCCAACCCCGUCCUCAACCCCUACCAACCUGCUCCACCUUCAGGCUACUUCAUGGCAGCUAUUCCACAGGCUCAGAACCGUGCUGCGUAUUACUCUGCCAACCAGUUGGCCCAGCUUCGCCCCGGUCCUCGCUGGGCCACCCAGGGAGUGCGUCCUCAGCACUUCCAAAACAUGCCCAACGCCAUGCGUGCGUCGGCACCAAGGCCGCAGACCUUCAACACCAUUCGUGCUACCACUACCACCAACACCCAGGUCCCACGCAUGAUGGCCUCCCAGCGCAUGCCGACCCAGGCUCUUGGCCAGCGUCCUGCCGGUGCCUCGGCCACUGCAGCCCCAGUCCGUCCCAUGCCAGGGUACAAAUACGCUGCUGGUGUGCGCAAUCCUCAGCAGCACAUGGCCUCCCAGCCUCCAGUCUCCAUGCAGCAACCCGCUGUCCAUGUCCAAGGCCAGGAGCCGCUGACAGCCUCCAUGCUGGCGGCUGCCCCGCCGCAGGAGCAGAAGCAGAUGCUGGGUGAGCGUCUGUUCCCCCUCAUCCAGAAUAUGCAUCCCAGCCUGGCUGGUAAGAUCACUGGCAUGCUUCUGGAGAUCGACAAUUCUGAGCUUCUUCACAUGCUUGAAUCACCCGAGUCCCUGCGCUCCAAGGUGGAUGAGGCUGUUGCUGUGCUGCAGGCCCACCAGGCCAAAGAGGCUGCUCAGAAGUCCACCACACCUGCUGGUGUUCCUAGCGUCUAAGCUCGAGCAUUUUGAAACCUGCUUCACCGAUGGAAAAAGAGAAAAAAAACUUAAACAUCGAAAAACCUAAAACUCAGAAAACAUUGCAAAAUGAUAAAUUAUUUCUUAAAAAAAAAAUACAAAAACGAUUGAAUCUGCCAGGUCUAGAGAUGGUUUAACUAGACCUUGAUCAUAAAGAAAAAAUUAGUUUAAAAAAAAUAGCAAAAUAGAUAAAAAUUGAAAAUUGUUAUAAAAUUGAAUGCAUUCCUCUGUUUUAUGUCAUUUUACUGUCAGUGCUCAACUUGUCAGCAAUAUCAGGAAAGUGAUUGCUGAGCAUUUUGGGGCAAUUAGUAUUGCAAACUACUGGCUAUAAUAAAACGUCAUUCAAAA
Cyprinodon variegatus (sheepshead minnow) is the source of this 2876-nucleotide messenger RNA. Its product is annotated as polyadenylate-binding protein 1-like. The transcript has 15 exons. The record is from RefSeq and is a predicted model, not a curated record. The coding region runs from base 600 to 2507 and encodes 635 amino acids. Gene Ontology annotation, cellular component: ribonucleoprotein complex. Gene Ontology annotation, molecular function: RNA binding. Lineage: Eukaryota; Metazoa; Chordata; Actinopteri; Cyprinodontiformes; Cyprinodontidae.